Molecule: messenger RNA, 8477 nt
Organism: Chelonoidis abingdonii (Abingdon island giant tortoise)
Lineage: Eukaryota; Metazoa; Chordata; Testudines; Testudinidae
Gene: PPM1E
Product: protein phosphatase, Mg2+/Mn2+ dependent 1E
Biological process (GO): protein dephosphorylation; negative regulation of protein kinase activity
Cellular component (GO): nucleus
Molecular function (GO): cation binding; protein serine/threonine phosphatase activity
Source: RefSeq, a predicted model, not a curated record
CCGGCGGGCGUGCGGGCAGGGAGCUCUCUGCGGGCUCAGUGCUGAUCCGCCGGCAGGUAGCCGGGAAUGCGAAGCGAUGGCCGCUGGCGGCUCUGAGGAGAAGACCUACCGCCGCUUCCUGGAGCUCUUCCUGGGCGAGUUCCGAGGGCCCUUCGGGGCAGAGCCAGCCCCCUCGCCCCCCGCCGCCGGGGCAGAAGGGGAAGGGGCAGCCGCAGGGGAGGCGGAGGAGAGCGACGCCGCGGACCCCCAGCCCCCCAGCCCUCCGCCGCCGCUGCCGCCGCUGCCCCGGCCGCUCUCCGAGCACAUCAUCGAGGAGGAGGUGGAGGGCGAGUGCCUGGACCUCUGCCUGCAGCAGCUCUACAAGUAUAAUUGCCCUUCAUUUUUGGCUGCUGCUUUAGCCAGAGCAACAUCAGAUGAAGUCCUUCAGAGUGAUCUUUCAGUGCACUACUUACCAAAGCAUGUGGACAGUACAGAAGGCAUCAUACAGAUUGAGACAGUGAAGCUAGCCCGCUCAGUUUUCAGCAAACUCCACGAGAUCUGCAGCCGCUGGGUGAAAGACUUUCCGCUUCAAAGGAGGCCCUACCGCUAUUAUGAGACAUCCAUCCAUGCUAUCAAAAACAUGCGCAGGAAGAUGGAAGACAAGCAUGUCUGCAUUCCUGACUUCAACAUGCUCUUCAACGUUGAGGACCAAGAGGAACAGGCGUAUUUUGCAGUAUUUGAUGGUCAUGGAGGGGUGGAUGCUGCCAUCUAUGCCUCCCUCCAUCUCCAUGUGAAUUUGGUGCAUCAGGAGAUGUUUCAACAUGAUCCAGCGGAGGCACUAUGUAGAGCAUUCCGGGUGACAGAUGAACGCUUUGUUCAGAAGGCAGCCAGAGAGAGCCUGCGGUGUGGCACCACUGGUGUAGUAACAUUCAUCCGAGGAAAUAUGCUGCAUGUAGCUUGGCUUGGUGACUCCCAGGUGAUGCUUGUGAGACAGGGCCAAGCGGUGGAACUAAUGAAGCCUCAUAAACCGGAUAGAGAGGAUGAGAAGAAGCGUAUCGAGGCCCUCGGAGGCUGUGUGGUCUGGUUUGGGGCCUGGAGAGUGAAUGGGAGUUUGUCCGUCUCGAGAGCUAUUGGAGAUGCUGAGCACAAGCCAUAUAUUUGUGGAGAUGCAGACUCCACCUCCACCAUACUGGAUGGGUCUGAAGACUACCUCAUUUUAGCCUGUGAUGGCUUCUAUGACACAGUAAAUCCUGAUGAGGCAGUGAAGGUGGUGGCUGAUCACCUGAAGGAGAAUAAUGGAGAUAGCAGCAUGGUGGCACACAAAUUAGUGGCAUCAGCACGGGAUGCUGGCUCCAGUGACAACAUCACUGUCAUUGUGGUAUUUCUCAGGGACAUGAAUACAGCAGUAAAUGUUAGUGAGGAUUCAGACUGGACAGAGAACUCUUUUCAAGGAGGACAAGAAGAUAAUGGGGAAGAUAAAGAAAACCAUGGAGAUUGCAAACGGCCAUGGCCUCAACACCAGUGCUCAGCGCCUGCAGAUCUAGGAUAUGAUGGGCGAGUGGAUUCCUUCACUGAUAGAACUAGCUUGAGCAUAGGGUCCAAAAUUAACCUGUUUGAAGACCAACGCUAUUUAGACCUGAUGAAAACAGAAGCAAGCCAACCUCAGAAUGCCAAACAUUUGUUACCAGUUCAAGUGUUUAGUCCUGGCCUACCAAAGGGAGUCAAUUUGGUUAACGGCUCAACAGUGAAGAAUGAGGCUCCAAAAAGCAUUGGAUCUUCAGUGUCUGGACCUACAGAUCCAAGGGGAUAUUCUGCUUCUCUUAGUUUGAAUUCCACAGGGCAGCACAUUUACAGAAUGGAGGGUUUAUCACCACACUUUUCUGGAUUGGAAAAGGAACAAUUCAGAUCCUUGGGGAAAAGAGUCUCUGCUUUCUCUCAUUUCCACUUCUAUAAUGUAAAGAGGCGAUGUGGAGCCAGGCUCAAACCAAAGUUUCACACACAUCUCUUUAAUCACACACCUUCCCAUAUGGAAGGAUUAGGUCCAUCCUUACCUGUCCAAAGUGGCAGUAAAAUUAGGAUGUUGGUAAGACGUUCUCUGUGGUGGAGGAUGAAUAGUCACAAAGUUUAUGGUGAGAAUAUGCUCUUGAGUCAAAGACAAAGUAAUUGUACACCAGAUCCAUACCUUUAUCAGAGCUGCAUCCUCCUUGUACCCCGCUUCAGACAACUAGUUUAGUCGAUUCCAGAAUAAAAAUGGCAUCAAAAAAAAUCAAAAGGUGAGUAUUUCAGAACUGUGUUAUGGUUCCCUGUAAAACUCAGCUCAGAUGUAAAAAAACCAAGGAAUUAAAAAAAAAAAAUUGUCACAAUAAAACUGCUGGUGGUGCCAUUCUAAGUACACCCCCACAAACACAUGCACGUAAAUAUCUAUAUUCUCAUUCACUAGACAAGCUGGUUAGUUGGCUCAGGUGAAUAGACACAGUUAGAAACCAUUGAAAAAAGUGCAGCUGAAAAUAAAGUUGAACCUGCCUGAGAUACAUCUAUGGAGCAAUAUAUUUAGAAAGUUAUCCUGUCUUAGAAUGCUGAAUUUUGUAAAGGGUGGGGGGAGAGUUUCCAUAGAAGUUCAGGUGGUGUUUUCUUCUUAUUUUCCUUUGUUUAUUUAGACAAUAUUGAGAGAAAUCUAUAGAAAACCAUCCACUUUGCAGGUAAAAAGACUAAAAGCCAUACAGGGUAUUAACAGGUAAUUUAGGAAUGGAGAGACUCAUGCUGUAAAAUCUGCUCUGUUCUCAGACUCAGAUUAAGGUACAUACAAUUAAUUUAGCUAUUAUUUCCUGUAACAUAUAAUAUGGAAUAUGAAAAAGUGUUUGUAUUUUUUUAAAAAAAUAUUCCCCAUGGCUAGAGAUAUAGCAUGUGGGGACUUCAUAACUUUUUGGUGCUUUUAGUGGCAUUUUUAUUUGACAGUUUAGGAGGCUGUUGUCCACUGGCUUUAAUCUAACAGGACUGUGAUUAAUUGCUAGGAGAAUGUCAUCAUACCUUCAUCUCAGAUGUUGAAAGAAACUGAGUCUGAAGUGAUAUCCAGGUACAAUAUGCUGUCACUAAACUGAUCAAACUGUAGAAUUACUUGUUAAGAAUAAUAAACAAUUUGAUCAGGAUUUUGUUUUAGGUUAGUUUCUAGACUGCAAGGGCAUAAUUUAAAAUAAAGUGGAAGUUUUUAGGGAUGAUAAAAUGCUGGAGUGAGUGUGACACUAUUAAUAAAUUCUUGUUAUUCCCUUUAGAUUCAGAAAAUGGAUGUGAGACUGCUAUAUUAACCUGAAGCGAAUGGAAAUGCUGUGGAUGUAGAUGAAUGAGGGUGGUUGCUUUGUUUAGCUGAGAUCAUAAAACGCACUGACAAUCCAGAGCUCUCCUCCAACAAAUUUAGAUUUGCGGAGAAAGAUGGAAAAUGUGGGUUGCCCAUCUCUAUCCCAUUGAGCCCAUUUGCUUAUCGAAUUAUUAAAAAAACAAUCCCCCCCAACCUAUCCUUGAGAUGUCUUACUCUUAAAGAAAUAGUUAAUUAGAACACAAAAGUAAUUAAAAACUGCUCCAGUUGAAUGUAUCAGACAGCAUAUUAGGCCUCCUGCCAUGAUAACUAAGUUUGAGAAUACUCAUUUGGCACUAGUAUGAAUAUAACAUGUAAUUCUCCAACGGCAUUUAAUUUUAGCAAUGAUUUAAUAUACCACUCAAUCUUAGCAGUAACACUUUAAAAAUCAGCUUUAGUUAGCCAGAAUUUGUUAAAAUAUUUAAAUGUUAAGUAGUCAGGAGAGUCUAAAUUAUUUGAAACCGUAAGACUUGAACUUUACUGAUCUCAGCUUCCUCUUUGAGUCAGUCUUUUAAAAGUCAUUUGAUGAAAUAGUAAAAAGCUGUAAGCAAACAGGAAUUGAAGUGUCAUUUUAGAUUCCUGUAAUUAUUUUGCAGUUUUUUUAAAACCACAAAUAUCAUUAAGGAGUCAUUGGCUCUUAGAUUUGUCAUCUUACAAAGCCUUAGAUGGUGUUAACAUUCUUUUCAGAUGUAUUGUAUGUUUCUAAUCAGAUUUACUACAGAAAUUUGAGAAACCCACAGAAUACUGAAGUAUGCAAUUUUGGGCAUCUUGCUGUUGCCUUUCAUUGUUUAAACUUCACACUAAUAUAAAAGAUGCAUUGAAAGCCUCUUCUGUUUGAUAGCUGUACUUUUACUGGAAGGUGAUGUAAGUGCAAUUCCUUGUCCAAGUAAAUAUAUCAAGUUAUGGAUGAUAGAACUUCCCAAUGUGCAAGACUGGUUGAAAAGUAAUGGAGUGAGUGUAUGCUCUCUUGUCAAGGGUGUAGUUCUUUAGGUGUGGAUUCAUAAAUGAUCAUUCUGCUUCUCAGACCAUUUAGGAGGGAAAUUGCCAUCAUAGUUCCUGUGUGGUUCAGUGCAAAAUAUUGUAUAAAUAGCAAGUGUUCAUUUCUUCACUAUAUUCAUUUAGAGUAGAUAGGAACCAUUUGUAAGGUAAGUCUUUUAAACUUCUAUAAUACAUAUAAAGUAGUAGUUAUUGGUCUGAUACAUGCUGCUCUUGAUUCUACACACUAGACAAAAAAGCAGUGCUUUGUGAAAUGCAAUGUUUUCUCUUAAUGCCACUGGUGAUAGGAAGUAGUUCUCUUCAGUUCAAAAUCCUGUGCCCUUAUUUGCUGCUUGCUAACGUAAGCAAUAAGUUCCCCUCUAACUAAUGGUAUUUAAAUGUUCUGUAUCUUGUAUUUUGAUCGUCCAUCUGGUGAUAAUGUAAAAAAAAUUAGACAAAUAUAAAAGUAUCUAUAUAAAUGUAUUUUACUGUUAAUUCUAAGAUUGUCUGUGACUUGUUUUGUAAUUUUAUUGUGUAUCUUAGUAGUGGUGAAAUUUGUAUAACCUUUCCAAUAAAGAGCUGAAGUAUCCCUUUUUCAAGUUAACACAAUCUGCAUCAGUUUCAGUUUACCUAUUAAACAUGUUUUCAAGGAAUAAAAAGGUAGGUAGUGAAAAUAAAAUAUUGUGUUGGUUUUGAGAAAUGGACUUCAGGCUUCUUUGUCUGAAGCAGGUCAGAACUCACUGGUAUGCUAUUCACUGUGAGUUUUAAAGGGAUUAAUUUAAUCCCCCCUCUAAUAGUUUCCAGUGUACACUUUUUAAAUGUGCAACUCUUGAGGAAUGUCUGCUGUUGCAAAGAGCAGUAUAGCACCAGACCAGGGAGCUGUUAACCCAUUUCAAUUUGCACUAAAGGUGAGUGGAAACAUGUAAAUAACUUUUCUUUACCUAAAAGUGCCAUCAAUUGUCCUUGCAAGUUAAAAUAAUUCACUAUUUAUUUAGUUUAGUCUGCAGUGUAACAUUUAAUGACAAUGUCAAAGCAGAUUUUAACUUAUACCACAUUUAUAGUGGUACAUUGUCAAACUCUGCUCCAUUUUUGGAACACAGUCAGUGAAAAAUACAUUGUGUUAUGGACAGAAACAUGAAGUACAAGAAAUUCAGUGUUUACAGAUAUGACUUCUGUAGUUCAAGUCCACUAUGCUACCCUACCUACCACUGGGUAAUUCCUACGCUUGCAGUGUCCUGCUGUAGCAUUGAGAAAGAUUGAUCUAAAUUAGUGGCUGUUUUAGCACACUGUAUUCACUCAUUCAAUACUAUAGACAAAGCCAUUAAAGGGGAUACUACAGCUUUGUUCAUGCCUACAAUUUAGGACAAUCUUUCUUUGGAUCAUAACUCUGCAACAGCAAAUAAAAUUUUCUACCCUUAUAGCAUGCAAUACAUAAUAAUGAAACAUAAAUGCAACCUCUAACUUAAAUGUUUAUGUCCUUUUUCCAGUCAUUGUUAAUCAGGCUUAAAGCACUGUAGCUGCCAACAUUAAAAACAGAGAGAAACACUCCCCUUCAAAGAUUUAGUUCAAAUAUUUACAAGUUGCCUGCAUUUGUUUUCUUUUACUUACAUCUUCCUUUGCUGCAUUUCUUUACCUUUUAAAUUAGAAGAAACUGAAACAGGACUAGGGAAGGCUGGCAGAGAUUGAUCCUGUCUUCUUCUCAAAGUAGUAACUUGUUUUUAAAACUCCAGGUGUGGUACCAGCUCCUACACAGGUGCUCCUGUUCAGAUACUUGUGUUCUCUUGUUCAUGAAUUCUAAUAUGUUCUUUAUGAAGUGAUUAAAUUAAUCAUUUUUAUGCUACAGUGGGAUCUUUCCAUUUGCAACCUUGUUCUACAGCUCAUGAGGUCAGUUGUAAUCCAUGUAACAGUCAUCCAUAUUUUAUUUAAGUGUUUACGGAUAAGGACUAUAUUGAAAUUUUAUCCAUCUUAAUAAAACAAUUAAAACAUUUUUCUAUGGUCUGCUGUUCUGAAUUUGUCUUUAAAUAAGUAAACUCACAUUCCUUGUGCUAAACUGCUUCUGUAUAAUAGUCUAAUGGGAUUUUACUGUUUAACCCUAGAAUUCAAAUUGAUGCCUUCAAUCUAAACUGCUUUUACUUACUACUGAAAGUGCAUCUGAGUGUCAUAUGCAGACUAGGAAGCAGGAGCAUCUGACCAUUGUAUGCAAUUUAAGCAAAUCUAGAUUUAGGAGUAGGUUGUAUAAUGCUUUAAGGUUGUAGCUUCCUAAACUGUAGCUUAAUUAGUAUCUUGUUACCUCUCUCUAGGGGAGCUACAUAUUGAAUGUUCUCUUAUCUAUUUUAUAACAAAGAAAGGGAUGUGCAGGAUCUGAAUGAUAUUUAGUUGUAACAGUUCACUUUGUGCCACUUUCAGCAAUAGCCCAUUAGUGGAAGUGCAACAAUUGCAUACUUUAAGCCUAAAUUUUUAGAUUCCCUGUAUUUUUUAAACAUUGCUCUUAGCGUUAAAUUUUCCACACUGCUUCAAGGACUAGAUAUCUUAAAACUUUGGCUGGGCUAGUGAGGACUCCAGAUGCCUGUGGGCUCUGUAAGGCCCUGCAGACCUGGCAAGAGUGGCUGUAUGACUGGUACACUAGCUGCCUGAGCAGUCUUAACACUUCAGCUAAAAACACAUCAGUCCCUCACACUCAAUUGUACUGAACAGUAUGUAAGCAAAAGCAUCUAGAUGAGAGUUUCACUAUGAAACUGGAGCUAAUGUAUUUCAGUAUACACGUAGGAAAUGAUAAAAAUCACAAGUGGAGAGGGAGUUGUACACAGAGCAGCUCAAAUGGGUUAGUUUUUUUGCUGUUUAAAAUAAAGAUUUUUCCAGGAAAUAGGUGUAGAUACCUAGCUUUCAUUUUUAAUCCAAGAACAGGCUCGCCCUAGCACCUUUUCCUAGUAAAAACCUUCUAGUUGAAAGUGUAGCACCUAGGUCAACCUUUCAAAUAAUCAGCUGCUCCCAUAGCCCUCGUGGUGGCUGUUGGCCCUCAGUUUUACAUUAUCAAGCAGGACACAAGGUUCUGGACUUGGCAGAUGUUCAGAGGACUCAGCUCCUUGAUACUUAGAAGCAUGAGAAUACAGACCAAUGGUUUGGAUCCAUAAAUGCAGGAGUACACGUGCUAGUGAACUUGGAACAAAGUGUAUGGGUUUCUGGGGCCCUGUAACACUUGAUUAACCAAAGACCUACAUGAGACAUGGAGUCAAUUUGUUCCCCUCAAGUCUCACAUGGCUUAGAAUCAACUUGGACUGCUCCUGUAAUCAGGAUGGGAGGCAAUGCCCAGUUACCAAAACCAGUGAAAGAAGGUCAAAUCAAAUACACCUCAACAUGAAUUCAAAAGCCAAGGCUAGAAUGCAGGAGCUCAAACUACACCCAAUGAAUGCUUCUACCUACAUCAUCUUCACGCAGCCUACCAUCUGAUGAGUAUUGUAUUUGAGAGAGCCUAGAACACUGAACAACACUGCAGUCAAGCUCAAGAUAACAACUAAAGAAAUCCACAUUAUAGUAGAGACUGAAAGAAGUGGAAUUUAAGGAGGGGAGGUGGGUAUUUGGUUUAUGAGGGAGUGCCUAAGGACUAUUGGUUGUGGAAGUCACAGAGCAUUUCGUUUGGAGCAGACUGUGUCCUGAACAUACUGCUUCAGCACCACCAGAAUGUAGAUUUUAAAAAACCCCGACUGAAUACUAACUAGGUAGCAGCAUAUUUCUUUCCCAUCAGCAUCUGCAAUCAUCCUUGUCCCUUCAAAAUAAUUUUACAGUAUUUCAAUGUUCAUUUUAUUAACAAAAAGUGCAAACAGUUUUAAACUUAACUAUAUGAUUUGUACGCACUUAAACAUUGAGGAACAUUUCAUACAAAACAAAUGUUUCAGCAAGUACAGUCAGAUGAGACAAGAACACUCAACAUGUAUACACUUAUUCAUGCUUUUUCACCAGCCAGUUAUUCAGCUUUCAUUACAGCUUCACAAAACAUUUUAGCUGCUCAAAUGCAAUGCACAGUGGUAAAAAGUUUGGCAACAAUGUUCUCAGUUGGUCCAAAAUAGAGUCUGAAGAAAAACACAAACUAACUCUUGUGCAGGCCACUUUCACCCUAACUUUAAAUAGCUUAGAUCCCUAUGAAUAUAACUACAAUGUUAUUUCAUACCAUUAAUAA